CUAGCAUCACUCAUUUUCAACCAAAACCCAACCUAAUUAGCUUAAUCCGUAAAUAACUCGAGUUGGUGUUAAAAUUCAACCUUUAAGCUUAAUUCGAGAGUUUAGUGGAAAUCAUGGAUGUGUCCCCUUCCCAAAUUUAAAAAGGGAUAAAAGCCACAAUCUAGCAGUCCUUUUCUUCUAAUAUCUACAUCCUCCCUGCUUUCCCACCAAGAGAAAAUGCCAAAACUUGCACUAAUACCACCACAUGAUCACCACCGACACCACCGGCAGCUCCUCCUCAUCUUCCUCCUUAUCUCUGCCACCACUGCUGCCCCUGCCUCCGCUACCACAAAUUAUCAAGUAUUCAAGGAAGCUCCACAAUUUUACAACUCUCCAACCUGCCCUUCCAUUCACACCAAUGGAAUGUGCUGUGAUCAAGCUGUUCAUGUAGCAAUGGCCCUAGAUACAGCCUACUUACGUGGCUUAAUGGCCGCCAUUUUAUCCAUCCUCCAACAUUCUUCUUGCCCUCAAAACAUCCUCUUCCACUUCAUUGCCUCCGCCACCGCCAACCACCAACACUUCCGCUACACAAUCUUCCGCGCUUUCCCUGCCCUCGUCUUCCAAAUCUACCCAUACGACUCCAAAGCAGUGUCAGGCCUCAUUUCCACUUCCAUCCGCUCAGCACUCGACUGCCCUCUCAACUACGCUCGCAACUACCUCCCCAACCUCCUCCCUCGUUGCCUCCGCCGAGUCGUUUACUUAGACUCUGACCUCGUCCUCGUUGACGACAUGGCUAAACUCGCCGCAACACCACUGGGAGAUAGCUCGGUUUUAGCAGCACCCGAGUAUUGCAACGCCAACUUCACCUCCUACUUCACCCCAACUUUCUGGUCAAACCCUACUUUAUCUUUAACAUUUUCGGGCCGCAAAGCUUGUUAUUUCAACACUGGGGUGAUGGUGAUAGAUUUACAAAGAUGGCGUGCAGGAGAUUACACUACAAAGAUUGUAGAAUGGAUGGAGCUUCAAAAGAGAAUGAGGAUAUACGAGUUAGGGUCUUUGCCACCCUUCUUGCUUGUGUUUGCAGGUAACAUAGCGCCUGUUGAUCAUAGAUGGAACCAACAUGGGCUUGGAGGGGACAAUUACAGAGGAUUGUGUAGAGACUUACAUCCUGGUCCGACUAGUUUGUUGCAUUGGAGUGGGAAAGGGAAGCCAUGGGCGAGACUAGAUGCUAACAGACCUUGUCCCUUGGAUGCUUUUUGGGCUCCUUACGAUUUGCUGCAAACAUCCUCUGCUUUGGAGUCUUAAAAAUAUUGGUGUAUAUCAUACCAAUAAAUCUUUCUUUUUGUUGUUGCUAUUUUUUGUCUAUAUGUGUAUAUGGGAAAAAUAUGAUCUCAGAGUUAGGUUUCUGAAGAAGAGAAAUUAUCAAGAUGAUCUUCCCUUUCUCCAUUUUCAUUAUAUAUUUUGAAGGCCUGUAGUGUAGGCUGCCUUUUGUGGGACAAAGCCUUGAGAUUUUCGGAUUGAAACGGAUAAUAUGUUACAUAAAAUUUUCCAUAGGUGGAGCACUUGAGAACCAACCAAGCACACCAGUUAAUAAAAAUUACAAGUUCAGUUUGUUGAUUGAA
Molecule: messenger RNA, 1601 nt
Organism: Gossypium raimondii (Peruvian cotton)
Lineage: Eukaryota; Viridiplantae; Streptophyta; Magnoliopsida; Malvales; Malvaceae
Product: probable galacturonosyltransferase-like 1
Exons: 1
Coding region: 217-1284 (355 amino acids)
Cellular component (GO): Golgi apparatus
Molecular function (GO): glycosyltransferase activity
Source: RefSeq, a predicted model, not a curated record